Molecule: messenger RNA, 1374 nt
Organism: Cordyceps fumosorosea ARSEF 2679
Lineage: Eukaryota; Fungi; Ascomycota; Sordariomycetes; Hypocreales; Cordycipitaceae
Product: seryl-tRNA synthetase
Exons: 7
Coding region: 1-1374 (457 amino acids)
Biological process (GO): seryl-tRNA aminoacylation
Cellular component (GO): cytosol
Molecular function (GO): ATP binding; tRNA binding; serine-tRNA ligase activity
Source: RefSeq, a predicted model, not a curated record
AUGCUCGACGUCAACGAUUUUAUCGCGGAACGUGGAGGGAACCCGGACCGCAUCCGAGAGUCACAGCGCCGCCGGUUCGCAGACGAGAGCUUGGUUGAUCAAGUUAUUGCUUUAUUUGAGGACCACAGAAAGACUCAAUACAACGCUACACAAAUUAGCAGCAAGAUCAAUGAGGUGCAGAAGCUGAUUGGAGCCAAAAAAAAGGCCAAAGAAGACGCAACGGAUCUGCUGCAACAGAAGAUCGAGCUCGAGAAGGAAAAGAAGCUUGUCGUUGAGUUUGCAGUGCAGAAGGACAGGAUUCUCCGGGCGAAAAUCAAGACUAUCGGGAACAUUGUCGAUGACACUGUACCAGUGAGCAACAAUGAGGACGACAAUGCCGUGCAACGAACUUGGGCACCGGACGGUGUUACUGUCGAGAAGCGUAAUGUGCUCUCCCAUCAUGAAGUGCUUCUUCGCCUUGAUGGCUAUGACCCAGACCGCGGUGUCAAGGUCGUUGGCCACCGAGGCUACUUCUUGCGACAGUGGGGCGUGUUCCUCAACCAAGCUCUCAUCAACUACGGACUUGAGUUCCUCUCAGAGCGGGGAUACUGCCCUCUACAAGCGCCUCAGUUUAUGUUGAAGGAUUACAUGGCCAAGACUGCCCAGCUAGAUGACUUCGACGAGCAGCUCUACAAGGUUGUUGAUGGAGACGAGGCCAACGACAAGUAUCUCAUCGCAACCUCCGAACAGCCGAUUUCGGCUUUCCACGCGGAUGAGUGGCUCGUCGCUAAGGACUUACCUAUUAAGUAUGCCGGCUAUAGCACCUGCUAUAGGCGAGAGGCUGGCUCUCAUGGGCGAGACGCAUGGGGCAUCUACCGUGUCCAUCAGUUCGAAAAGGUUGAGCAAUUUGUUCUCACUGAUCCUGAAAAGUCCUGGGAAGCUUUCGAGGAAAUGAUUGGCGUUUCCGAAGAGUUCUACCAGUCUUUGGGGCUUCCUUACCAGGUGAUCGCCAUUGUCUCCGGCGCACUGAACAAUGCUGCUGCCAAAAAGUUUGAUCUUGAAGCUUGGUUUCCCCACCAAGGCGAAUACAAGGAACUGGUUUCGUGCUCAAACUGCACUGAUUACCAGUCGCGCGCCUUGGACAUCCGCUUUGGUGCCAAGACACAAACAGAUACGAAAAAGAACUAUGUUCAUUGUCUCAACUCGACACUGUGCGCCACCACGCGAACGCUAUGUUGUGUUCUGGAGAACUACCAAACCGAAGAGGGCCUUCGCGUUCCGGAGCCGCUUCGCAAAUAUCUCCCUGGUGCCCCGGAGUUCAUUCCAUUCGCGCGGGAACUGCCGAAGGACGCUGCUGGCACCCAGAAGAGCCUGCCACGUCGGGAGAAGAAAUGA